AUGGACCACUUUACAGCACUCCUCGCUUCUGUCGCUACCCUUGUGCAGCCAACCGUUGAUGCCUUUCUCCUCCAGCCUGCCACGUGGCAAUCCGGUGUCCUUGUCACGUCCACAAAUUUCGCCGUCUUGCUGCCCGGACUGCUCGCCGGGCUGACCGUGCCAGGGGUGCUGUCCGCGUUUCUCCUCGGUGUGACUGUAUGGAGGGCGUUCUACUGGCCAGGCUACCUCAUCCUCUGGCUGUACUUCAUUCUCGGAACACUGGUAACCAAGGUGAAGCUGAAGCAGAAGCAGAAGGAGGGGAUAGCGGAAAAGCGUAGCGGCAGGAGGGGACCGUGGAGCGUGGUGGGAUCAGCUGCUGCUGCGGUGGUGUGCUGCCUGGGAGCCAUUGCUGCUGCAGGAGGGGGAGCUGGAGGGGGGAUGGAGGGGGUGGUGCUGCCGAGUGUGGCGGUGUGGCAGCUGGGGUAUGUGGCCAGCUUUGCUACCAAGCUGUCGGACACUGCUGGCAGCGAGAUUGGCAAGGCGUUCGGCAAGCGCACUUUCCUGGUGACUUCCUUCCAGCCAGUUCCCAGGGGCACAGAGGGCGCAGUGAGUCUUGAGGGAACGUUGGCAGUCUCAAUGGUGACCCCUGGUGGAGCCCUCUUCUGUAUGCUGGCAUUACAAUUUGUGACAUGCAUGGACUUCACAGCUCAUUCCACACUGCGUCUUGCAUUCUUGUGCCCCAUUCACCCUCUUGCAUGUCUUGAAGGCGAAGGGGACAGUCAAGGAUUAGGCGCGGAGUACGCGCGGAGCAGGCGCAGGGGAACGGGCGCAGGUGGUCAGGCGCAGGGGAACGGGCGCAGGUGGCCAGGCGCAGGGGAACGGGCGCAGGUGGCCAGGCGCAGGGAAAUGGACGCAGGGGAACAGUCGUCCCUCGCGUCCCUAGAUGCGGACUUCUUCUCCUCGCUCCCUAAGGACCUCGCUUCCCCCUCCCCCCUCCUUCCCCCUUCCUCCCUUCCCCACUUUUCCCCCUUCCCCCAGUCCUCCUUCGCGUCCCUAGACGCGGACUUCUUCUCCUCGCUCCCUCGGGACCUCCAAGUGGAUGUGAGUGUAGGGGGGGGGGGGGGAGGGAGAGCUUUUAACUCGAGGGCACGGUAUUUGAUCUUACCAGUGGAAGUGCCGCCUCAAAUGAGUCACCUUUUCUCCCUCCUCCCCUCCCUUUCUCCCUCCUCUCCUCCCUUUCUCCCUCCUCCCCUCCCUUUCUCCCUCCUCCCCUCCCUUUCUCCCUCCUCCCCUCCCUUUCUCCCUCCUCCCUUCCCUUUCUCCCUCCUCCCCUCCCUUUCUCCCUCCUCCCCUCCCUUUCUCCCUCCUCUCCUCCCUUUCUCCCUCCUCCCCUCCCUUUCUCCUUCCUCCCCUCCCUUCUCCCUCCUCCCCUCCCUUUCUCCCUCCUCCCCUCCCCCUCUCCGUCCUCCCCUCCCUUUCUCCUUCCUCCCCUCCCCGGCCCCCCUCCCCUCCUUCUCUCUCUCCUUCCCUCCGUCUCUCCCUCCUCCCCUCCUUCUCUCCCUCCUCCCCUCCUUCUCUCCCUCCUCUCCCCCUUCUCUCCCUCCUCCCCCCCCCCUUUCCCAUCAGCUCGAGGACGCAGUAUUUGAUCUCACCAACGGAAAUGUGCUGGCAGAGGUGCGUGGGUGGCGGGAGGGGGAGAACAGGGGCGGGGCAGGGGAGGAGGGAUAG
This is a messenger RNA of Closterium sp. NIES-65, 1707 nucleotides long. The record is from the annotation of a GenBank genome assembly. Lineage: Eukaryota; Viridiplantae; Streptophyta; Zygnematophyceae; Desmidiales; Closteriaceae.